AUGGCAAUGUUUUUUACUAAUACCAAAAAAUUUAAAUUUGAAGACAUUCCGGAUUUAACUGGCAAAGUUGCGGUGGUAACUGGUGGCAACACUGGUAUUGGGUAUGUCACAUGUAGAGAGCUAGCAAGGAAAAAUGCUCAUGUAUUUGUUCUAAGUCGUAGUAUCGAAAGAGGUACAGCAGCUGUCGAAAAGAUUAAACAAGAAACAGGAAAUCAAAACUAUCUUACAAAAUUACUUUUACCAACAAUUGAAGCAUCAGCUCCAUCAAGAAUAGUUAAUGUUAGCAGUAUGGCUCAUAAACAUGCACCUAAGGGUGAAAUAGAAUUUGAUAAAAUAAAUGAUCCAGACGCUCAAGCACCAAUAGAACGUUAUAGAGUAUCAAAACUUUCAAAUAUUUUAUUUACAGUUGAAUUAAAUAAAAGACUUGAAGGAAAACAAGUUUAUGCCAAUUCUUUACAUCCAGGAGUCAUAAAUACUGAAUUGUCAAGUGGUAUUAUAGAUAAUUGGGGUAUAUGGGUAGUUCCACUUGUUAAACUUUUGAGUUUCGUAUUACUUACACCUGAUGAUGGAGCAUUAACCUCGUUAUAUUGUGCAACAAGUCCCGAGAUUGAAGAGAAGAACUUGCAUGGAAAAUUUUUUGUUCCAUUUGGCGUAGAAUCUCCACCAAACGAUAAUGGCAAAGAUGAAGAACUGGCAAAAAAAUUAUGGAAAUUUACUGAUGAUCUAGUUGUGGUGGUAACUGGUGACAACACGGGUAUUGGGUAUAUUACGUGUAGAGAGCUGGCAAGAAAAAAUCCGCAUGUGUUUCUUCCAAGUCGUAGUAUUGAAAAAGGCGUGACAGCAGCUGUUGAAAAAAUUAAACGAGAAACAGGAAAUCAAAACGUAGACUUUUUACAUCCACAAAUAGAAUGUUAUGAAGUUGUGGUGGUAACUGGUGGCAACACAGGUAUUGGGUAUGUCACAUGUAGAGAGCUAGCAAGGAAAAAUGCGCAUGUAUUUGUUCUAAGUCGUAGUAUUGAAAGAGGCACAGCAGCUGUCGAAAAGAUUAAACAAGAAACAGGAAAUCAAAACGUAGAGCUUUUACAAUUAGAUCUACAAAGUUUAAAAUCUGUUAAAGAAUGUGCUCAAUCUUUUUUGGCUCGAAAGCUACCUUUACAUAUUUUGAUCAAUAAUGCUGGUAUAAUGGCAACUAAGUUUUCUUUAACUGUUGAUGGAAUUCAAGAUCAAUUUGGAACCAAUCAUGUUGGGCAUUUUUAUCUUACAAAAUUACUUUUACCAACAAUUGAAGCAUCAGCUCCAUCAAGAAUAGUUAAUGUUAGCAGUAUGGCUCAUAAAUAUGCACCUAAGAAUGGAAUAGAAUUUGAUAAAAUAAAUGACCCAAAUGCUCAAGCAACAAUGGUACGUUAUGGAACAUCAAAACUUUCAAAUAUUUUGUUUACAGUUGAAUUAAACAAAAGGCUUGAAGGAAAACAAGUUUAUGCCAAUUCUUUACAUCCAGGAAUCAUAAAGACUGAACUGUCAAGAGGUGCUAUAGAUAAUUGGGGUAAAUUGGCAAUCCCAUUUGUUAAACUUUUGAGUUUAGCAUCACUUACACCUAAUGAUGGAGCAUUGACCUCAUUAUAUUGUGCAACAAGUCCUGAAAUUGAGGAGAAGAACUUACGUGGAAAAUAUUUCAUUCCAUUUGGUGUGGAAUCUUCACCAACCAAUAAUGGCAAAGAUGAAGAACUGGCAAAAAAAUUAUGGCAAUUUACUGAUGAUCUAGAUAUUUGUAAAUUUGUUUCAUCUGCUAUACAACUUAUUAAAAAAACUCAUAAUACUGAUAGCAAUAGUAAUACUUUCAAAUAUUCAUAG
Molecule: messenger RNA, 1851 nt
Organism: Entrophospora sp. SA101
Lineage: Eukaryota; Fungi; Glomeromycota; Glomeromycetes; Entrophosporales; Entrophosporaceae
Source: the annotation of a GenBank genome assembly